This is a messenger RNA of Cavia porcellus (domestic guinea pig), 801 nucleotides long. RefSeq names its product HscB mitochondrial iron-sulfur cluster cochaperone (gene Hscb). Bases 25 to 732 code for a protein of 235 amino acids. The record is from RefSeq and is a predicted model, not a curated record. Gene Ontology annotation, cellular component: mitochondrion. Gene Ontology annotation, biological process: protein complex oligomerization; [2Fe-2S] cluster assembly. Gene Ontology annotation, molecular function: ATPase activator activity; protein-folding chaperone binding. The transcript is spliced from 6 exons. Lineage: Eukaryota; Metazoa; Chordata; Mammalia; Rodentia; Caviidae.
GCGGCGAGAUACGCAGCGGCCCAUAUGUGGGGCGGGAGACUCGGGGCCUUGCUUCUGGGAUGGGGUCGGCGACAGGCGGGGGCCCCCGGAAGGAGACUGCUAAGCAGCAAUGCUGCUGCGCAGGCAGGAAUCAGUGCGCCGCGUUGUUGGAAGUGCGGCGGCCCGGGGGGCCCUGAGCGGGGGGACGGGUUCUUCUGCCCGCAGUGCCGUGCGUUGCAACCACCUGACCCCACUCGAGAUUACUUCAGCCUCAUGGACUGCAACCGUUCCUUCAGAAUUGAUACCACAAAGCUCCAGCAUAGGUACCAGCAACUACAGCGUCUUGUCCACCCAGAUUUCUUCAGCAAGAGGUCUCAGACUGAAAAGGACCUAGCAGAGAAGCAUUCAACACUGGUGAAUGAUGCCUAUAAGACUCUUCUGGCCCCUCUGAGCAGGGGACUAUACCUACUAAAACUCCAUGGAAUAGAGAUUUCUGAAGGGACAGAUUAUAAAAUGGACAGCCAGUUCCUCAUUGGAAUAAUGGAAAUUAAUGAAAAACUCGAAGAAGCUCAAAAUGAAGCUGCCAUAAAAGAGAUUGAAUCUACUGUCAGAGCUAAACAGAAAGAAUUUACUGAAAAUGUGAACAGAGCUUUUGAACAAGAUGACUUUGAAAAAGCCAAGGAAAUUUUAACAAAGAUGAGAUAUUUUUCAAAUGUAGAAGAAAAGAUCAAGUUAAAGAAGACUCCCUUGUAAUUAACUGUUAAAGUAUUAAAGAUAAAGUCCUCCCCCACAAAAAAUAAAAUAAAAAAAAAUAAAAGUUCC